Messenger RNA from Menidia menidia (Atlantic silverside), 1288 nucleotides. The record is from the annotation of a GenBank genome assembly. NCBI's taxonomy places the organism in Eukaryota, Metazoa, Chordata, Actinopteri, Atheriniformes, Atherinopsidae.
UCUAAAUCUCUGGGAAGUUUCCGCCUCUCACCAUCGGGGGGCAACAGCUACAACCUCCGUCUUCGCCUGGGGAAGGAAAAUCGAAACUCCUCAAUGAGUUCACCUUCAGAUAAAUAGUUUGUCCCCCCCCUCCCCUCUCUCCGCAAACUUUAUAUUUUUAACGUGUGGCACAAUGAACGGCUCACUGGACUCUCCACUCAACUACGUGGACAUUAAGCUUAAACGAGGACCGGCGGGUUUAGGAUUCAAUAUAGUUGGGGGCGUGGAUCAGCUUUAUGUCGUGAAUGAUAAUGGAAUUUAUGUGGCCAAGAUAAAGGAAGAUGGAGCAGCAGCGCAGGAUGGACGGCUGGAGGAGGGGGACAAGAUCCUGAUGAUAAACGGCAACCCGCUGGACAAUCUGACACACAAAGCGGCGGUGGAUCUGUUCAGGAUGGCGGGGGAGGACGUGGAGCUCCGCGUGCUGAAAAAGUCGAAUCGUCAUAUGAACGGACCCACUGACCCACAACCCGAAAACCAGUCUUCUCUGCCCCUGGUGGGAUUUCUAUUGUUUGGAGCCGCCGUCGCCCUCAUCUCCGUCAUCAUUUACAAACGGCUCAAUUAAGCAGCACUUUUAACCGAGCCCACGGCGUCCGUCUGUUCAUUUUAACAUCAAAAACUUUGCUGAAGGCCAAAGAGUGCAAAAAGGGAGGAAAGUCAGAAAAGUAGACUUUUUUUUUUUUUUUUUUCCCCUCCUCGUUUUGAUUAGCAGGUAAUGGUGUCUGUACUGAGUUUCUCCAUCUUCAUGCGUAUCUUUGUGAUUAGUGGUAGCUUCUCGACACCCACACCAUGCAAGAGGACGUGCUCCCGCCACAGAGGGGGAUUUUUGCAUUGAGAGACCUGCGACGUGAGGAGAUGAAGGAUGAACGCAUUCCUGCUGCUGAGCUGAGCUCCUGCUGAGAAACAAAGGCCUGCCCGCACACCCAAGCCAUGUGCAGACCACCCAAAAAAAAUCCCUCAGGUCAGGUCAGGCCCCGACACAAGCUCGGGAGUUCAUUUGUGCUCAAAGUGCCACUGGGUUUGGCUUUCAUUCAGCCUGGUGUCCCGGCACAGCUGGUUGGAGCGUCUUCCAGAUGUGCUGCCCAUACCGAGCUGCCGGAGCCGCAAAUCCUGCAAGUAACGCGAUCCAUUAACCCAUCAGGGAAUUUCUUUUCUCGAGUGCCUUCCCCUGCUUUGUCCGCGAAUUAAUUUUGUUCCUCCUCGUCGCGUUCUAAAUGACAGUCAAUCCAUUCAUAUGUUUUUUUUUUUUUUU